Fomitiporia mediterranea MF3/22 is the source of this 825-nucleotide messenger RNA. RefSeq names its product phosphatases II. Gene Ontology annotation, cellular component: cytoplasm. Gene Ontology annotation, biological process: negative regulation of MAPK cascade; protein dephosphorylation. Gene Ontology annotation, molecular function: protein tyrosine/threonine phosphatase activity; MAP kinase tyrosine/serine/threonine phosphatase activity. The record is from RefSeq and is a predicted model, not a curated record. Lineage: Eukaryota; Fungi; Basidiomycota; Agaricomycetes; Hymenochaetales; Hymenochaetaceae. The transcript is spliced from 3 exons. Bases 1 to 498 code for a protein of 165 amino acids.
AUGAUCCGCGCCGACGCCUACACACCCGACGUCUGGGAAGCAAUCUGCACUCCAAUGCACGAAAUCCUCCCCGCCUCUCCCAAACAUGGUUCUGGCGCACUAUUCCUCGGUUCGUGGACUGCAGCUGUCGAUACAGACUUACUUGCUCGGCAUGGUGUGAGGGCGAUUGUGGAGUGUCAUGAUGCUCCUUGGGGUAUAUGCGAAUCGACCUCCUCAGCGAAUGGGAGUGGUGUAGCCAUACCCGAUAGCCCUACGCCUGGCUUACUCGAACCUCACCUCGACGGAGCUGUCCGAUUCAUUCGUGAUAGGUUGAGUAGGGGCGAGAACGUCCUCGUGCAUUGUCAGCAGGGCAUAUCCCGCUCCCCGGCGAUCGUCUGCGCCUUCCUUAUGCGCGAACGUGCUCUCUCCUACGACGCUGCACUACAAAUCGUACGUUCUAGACGGAAAUGUAUCAAGCCGAAUGUAGGGUUUGAGAAUACGCUUCGGAGUUGGAAGUAAUCCUUUCUGAGAGAUACUACGUGUUGAAGGAUUGUUGGACUGGGAUUGGAUACACGGAUCUUCUUGAAGUGGACGGGAUUGUUGGUUGGAUUUUUAACUUUCGUUUUCUAAAUGGGAAUUUUGAGGGAUAUUGGGAUUCAGGACGACAGAAAGUAGAAGAACACAUUUAUACACGACUCUUUCCUCUUCCCUCUCUGCGCUGGUGUACUUUUUUAAGGAUUGCACAGAUCUAUCAUCUAUCAUGUAUUUUUCUCUGUAUUAUCACGGAUUUGGUUUGUAUACUGCUGCUCAAAAGCUUCUUUUCUCUGGGCAUCACAGUAAAUAUAU